GGCGUCGUGUCCUCCACCGCGGUGCGCCACCGCAGACGCGCCGCUCGACGACGCUCCGGACGCGGGCCGAAGCACCUGUCUGGCCCGGCUGGAGGGGGCCUGCGGGAACCGGAACAUCGCCAGAAAGAGAUGAUGUCAGCACGAUUAAUCCGCAUCUCCCGUCUUCCUCUCUAUGGGUGCCAUCGUGCAGGACUGAUUUCAAACUCUCAUGUGCAAUACAGCAGUGACCUGGCGCAUGUGUGUCGGCGAAUGCCCAUUACAUUCACACACACUGUACAGAUCCAACCUGCGUCCUUCUGUUCUGACCUUGCCUCAAGGAACUUCAGUCCAAUCUACACUUUUCCAGCUAUUAAAGGCCUGCGGGCUCUUUCUAGACUCAAACUGAUGCAGACGGGCAUCACUGUCGUCUUACUGCCCACGGUGUAUUUCCUCUAUCUGCAGGGGCAGGCGUCAGUAAUGCUGCUGAGUUACUCCACAGGCAUCGCCGUGUUCGCCGGCCUCAUGCUGUACUCCAUAAGCCACUAUGUCAGACGAGUGGUUGGCAUGAUGUAUCUGGAUUCAACGCAGACCGUCUUAAAGGUGUCGCACCUGACUUUUUGGGGUCACAGACGGGACAUAUACAUGCCCGUGUCAGAUGUCAAGACUCUGGGAGAUUCAGGGGAUACCAAAGGAGAGCCGAUCCUGCGUUUAAAGCGCUACAGCUGUUCUGAUACAAUGUACUUCUCUACCAGACUGGGACGAGUGGUGGACAGAAAUGCUUUUGAGAAAGUAUUUGGGAGUUUAUCAUGAACUUACUUUCUCUUGUUUGUUUGUUUUUUUCAUGUCAUGCACUGUUAGAUAUUGUUUUGUAAUUUAAGUGACAAAUAAAGAUGUUAUAUUAAAAUUGUUAUUUCACAUAAUUCAUGGAAAAUGUUAAUAGAGUGGUCCAGAGAUUAUGUAUUUUGAUGUGUUUUUGUAGGCCAACCCAGAAGUUAGUAUCACCCUGGUUCCCACACACACACACACACACAUGUCUGGUUUGCUAUCCUUGUGGGGACUCUCCAUAGGCGUAAUGGUUUUUAUACUGUACAACCUGUAUGUGCUAUUGCCCCACACAAACCCUACCCCUAAACCUACCCCUUACAGGAAACUAUGAGCAUUUUUAGAUUUUCAAAAAAAUGCCAUUUAGUAUGUUUUUUAAGCUUUUUGAAUUACGGGGACAUAGGCAGUGUCCUCAUAAACCACCUUCAAAUUGUAAUACCUCUGUCUUAUCCAUGUCAUUAUACAAAUUUUGUCCCCGUAAACCACAAAAACCAGUACACACACACACACACAAACAAAACUAGUAUUAUUGGAUUGCUGCAGAAAAUAAGCUCUGUGGCCAAUAAACGCUAUCAGUUUCUUGUGAUGAUUUCAAAUCCGUAUUUAAGCUCAGAAUGAUCUCAAAGUAAAAAGAGGUGCUAAAGUAUGAUUUUGUGUUGGCUGUGCUUUAAAAUUAAAUGAUUAUAAUCUUA
This is a messenger RNA of Onychostoma macrolepis, 1493 nucleotides long. RefSeq names its product transmembrane protein 186 (gene tmem186). Bases 130 to 789 code for a protein of 219 amino acids. Gene Ontology annotation, cellular component: mitochondrion. The transcript is spliced from 2 exons. Lineage: Eukaryota; Metazoa; Chordata; Actinopteri; Cypriniformes; Cyprinidae. The record is from RefSeq and is a predicted model, not a curated record.